This is a messenger RNA of Ictalurus furcatus (blue catfish), 1864 nucleotides long. RefSeq names its product monocyte chemotactic protein 1B-like. Gene Ontology annotation, molecular function: chemokine activity; CCR chemokine receptor binding. Gene Ontology annotation, cellular component: extracellular region. The transcript has 3 exons. The coding region runs from base 1125 to 1583 and encodes 152 amino acids. NCBI's taxonomy places the organism in Eukaryota, Metazoa, Chordata, Actinopteri, Siluriformes, Ictaluridae. The record is from RefSeq and is a predicted model, not a curated record. Gene Ontology annotation, biological process: chemokine-mediated signaling pathway; lymphocyte chemotaxis; positive regulation of GTPase activity.
UUCAAUCCUUAUAAAAAAUUAAAAACACUACAAUUGGAAAAUACUAUAAAUUGAUAAAUCUACAAGUGUGAAAUUUUGAGUUGGAAUAGUUUGAAUUUUCCUGUUCGCCAUGAUGACGUUUAAUGUCCCCGACAACCUCUGCAGUCCCGUUUAGCCACUUGUUAGCAACCGAAUUUUUCAAGACAUGUUAAAGCUUAACAAAAUCACGAGUGGGGUAUUACUGAUGUAUUUUGUGUAGUAAAGUGAAACGUGUACAUGUCUUGAGCUUGGGUUAACCACAGACCUUAUUUCAGGCAUUUAAGCAAAAACCCAUUCAAGAAACCCACUGACUUUGUGACGAUGGAACCGGAAAUGCUAAAAUGCUAACUCAUUUCCGGGGUUUUAGGACUCAUUGUUACAGCACUCUAUGAGAGGAAGAUUUUUUCUUUACAAUGCCGAAUUCAAAAUGUGUCGAAUUUGUCAAAAACAAAUAUAAAAACAAAUCUCUCAAAAUAAUUUCUCAAUCUCCAAAUUUAGAGUGGAUGUGCGUAUUUCACAUGGUGACUCUUACCAUAAUAAUAAUAUAAAAAAGUAGGUCUCGUCAUAGAAGUGUGAGCACCCCUGCAGCCAUUUUGUUGAUUAGCUCUUUGAGUGAAGCAGCCAGUUAUUUAGUACCUCGACGCACACAAGCAACGACUCAGGCCUGCAGCACUUUAUUUCUGAACUGUUUAUUCAAGUUUAAGGGUUUAUUCAGUUUAUUAAUAGUAACAUUCUGAGUUGAUAACAACAUCUGAGUUGAAGAAACAGGCUGAUGAUAUUUCUUUUAUGACUACUUGAAAGUGUUUGGUUUGAAAUUGCUUAAGAGUGCAGUUGUUUAAUUUGUUUUACAAUUCUUUAAUUGUACUAGAAGGGUAACUUAAUUUCAUAUCAUUUUACUUUAUUUUGUUAAUUAAAUACAAUCCAGCUUUAUAUUUUUUAUAAUUAAUUUGUAAGUUUUGGUUUUAUUUGAUAAUGAGGUAAGAAAGAAGCCAGUAUUCAGAUUAAAGCGUUUAUGAUGUGAGCAGCUGAUAAUAUUCAGGGAUAAAUAAUUUAGAGAGAUCUGACCUAAAAUAGGAUCCAGGGGUAAGCAGCCCAUCAUGUGAAAAAUGUUCAGCAAAGUUUUCAAAUAUUUGAAUAGGAUUGACAUAGAAGUAAUGUUAAGGAAAAAGAACAGAAAAAGGAUGUUAUACUGUAGCAGGAAGCCCAGUACUGAGAAAAAGGAGAAAGUUUCCCUCACAUACAGAUCUCUGUGUGAAAUCAGACUUUCUGCUAGAAUGAGGAACCUGACGGCUCUGCUGUUUCUGCUGUCGCUCUGCUCUCUUCAUCUGGUGUCUAGCGUUCCCACCAGUUUCAACCACAUCACUCAGUGCUGUUCAGGUACAAGUACAGUGAAGAUCCCUCUAAAGGACAUUGUGAACUACCGGUGGACCAGCAACGACUGCCCCAUAAAGGCCAUUGUCUUUGAGACUCUAAAUAACGGAACGUAUUACCGCUGUGUGGAUCCAACAGCUGUUUGGGUCAACCAUCACAUGAAAGCAGUGGAUCGUAAAAACAAAAAACUGUAAAAGCAAAACCCUGAAUCUCAGCGUUAGAUGGGUUUUCAACACUGAAGACCAACCUUAGAUAUUGAACAAAUUUUGAUAUUACUCAUACAAUAGACAUUACAGCAUAUUCUCACCUCUGAGUCUCAGUGUGACAGCACCGCCUGGUGUUUUUCAGAGUUCAGUAUUACUGUCCGUUCCGUAUUCAUGUUUGUUCCAAAUUAAUGAAUCUGUAAAAUGAAAUGAAUGGUGUUAUGCACAUGUAACAUGUAACUUUUUUUAAAUAAAUAGUAAAAUUGUGCAGA